Talaromyces stipitatus ATCC 10500 is the source of this 2740-nucleotide messenger RNA. RefSeq lists its product as uncharacterized. NCBI's taxonomy places the organism in Eukaryota, Fungi, Ascomycota, Eurotiomycetes, Eurotiales, Trichocomaceae. The transcript has 4 exons. The record is from RefSeq and is a predicted model, not a curated record. Bases 1 to 2319 code for a protein of 772 amino acids.
AUGGGAUCUCGAAAGCAGCUGAAGUCGACUCCCCCGACCCCAGAUCUGAGCAACACAACAUCCAAUUCGGAUCCGAAUCGGUCCGCUCAACAUAACGACUCUACGUCGCCCAAGCGAGCCGGUAAACCGGCUUGGACGACGAAGACUUGGCCGCAUGGCCGGAAAGCCGCUGCUGUGACCGAAGUCGCCCGAGAGAGCAUUUCUGCAGCUGGAAGCAUAGCCUCGGAGUUGGUUACUUCAACGACUUCUCUUCCCAAAAUCCGAAGCCCUAGUCGACCAGGCUCGAUUCAGUUAAUUAAAAAGACUGGCGGCUCGAGUCGCUCUCUUCCGGCAGAUGCUACAACGACGCUCAUCAAUAUUGAUUCGAAUGGAUCUGCGUCGGAUUCACCCGUGAACAAGGGCAUAUUUCAACCCUUAGUUAAGGAAAGUGAAGAUAUUGGCAAAUCGACACCGGACCAAGAAUCUAUACAGAAGAAGGACUCCACCACUGAACCCGUCACUGAAAAUACCCAGGCAACGCCUAGCCCUGAAAAGGAACCUGAGUCUAAUGAAAGGCCUACAUCUACCUGGUUUGGGUGGCUUGGCUUAGGUAGGACGUUGGCAGAUAAGCCAAGCCCUGAAGAAGUCAAUAUGGGGAAUUCUCCUGAUACAGUUCAGCCGACGCCAACCGCGGCAGAGGAGUUUCGGAGAGAUGCCCAGUCGUCGAAAGCUGAUCAAGCCGCAAAUGAGGCAGACAAAGCUCGUCAAAGUGAAGACUCUCAAAAUGUUGAUCAGCAAAAGCAUAAUGACACGAGUGUCCCAGUGCCACAGAAACGUUCAUGGUUGCAGAUGUGGGGAACGACUAAUGUUAGUCAGACGAAAGAAGAUCAUCGGGAAGCGGCCUCAGUGAAAGAGCCUCGCAUUGAACAAGGCGAGCCCAUGGAGCAAGACGCAGACAGUACUGAUAAUAAUCAGAACUCCCAGACCGACAAGACCCAAGACAAGGACUCGCAAAAACGAACGUCAGGCUCCGGCAGAUCAAGCGGAUGGGCUUUCUGGUCAAGAGAUAUCUCAAAUACAGAUCAGAAACAAGGCUCUGAACGUCAGCCAGAGACUGGUGAGCUGGCAGUUUCAGGGCAGCCAAAAGUGCAAUCCAAUUCGGAGGAUGUAGUUGCACGGGUUGACAACGGCCCGAAUACGACGUCAACAAGCAAAUCACAGCAGAAAUCACAAAAGAAAUCUAGCAAAUCAGUGGAUCUCAAAAAUGCCAAGUCCGUCGAAAUAGUCCAAGAGACUACAAACUCAACAACAACAACGGCAACUGCCCAAGCCUCUGCUGCACAAUUACCGGCAAAGGCGCAAACAUCGGAAGUCACUGCUUCAACAAAGCUCGAAAGUGUUCUUACGAACCAACUGCUCCCUUCCUUCAAAGAUACAUUUGCUUUGCAAGAGUCGCCAUCGUGGCUACAAACUUUGGGUCGCAUGAUAUACCAUCCGAAAGAUUCGGGAAAUCGACAUGUCUAUGCACUUCGGGAUCCGCCUCGUCCUAAAAAGGCUCUGGCCAUCGGGGUCCAUGGCUACUUCCCUGCCCCAUACUUGCGUACAGUGCUUGGACAGCCUACCGGGACAUCCCUCAAAUUCUCAACUAUGGCAGCAAAAGCAAUCCAUCAAUGGGCGGAACAUCAUGGAUACCAGUGCGACAUCGAAAAGAUCGCUCUUGAGGGAGAAGGCCGCAUUGCUGAAAGAGUCGAUCUACUCUGGAAACUUUUGUUGAGAUGGAUAGAAGAAAUCCGAGAGGCUGAGUUCAUAAUGUUUGCGUGCCAUAGCCAAGGUGUUCCGGUCACAAUUAUGCUUGUUGCAAAGUUGAUCGCUUUUGGAUGUCUGGACACAACUCGUGUUGGAAUAUGCGCCAUGGCUGGUGUGAAUUUAGGUCCAUUCCCGGACUAUAAAUCUAGAUUUAUUGGCGGUUCUGCAGGAGAACUGUUUGACUUUGCACAUCCAACGACAAAAGUUUCGAGAGAUUACGAAGCAGCCCUCAAAACGGCAUUGGCGUUUGGUGUGCGUAUCUCUUAUAUCGGCAGCAUAGACGACCAGCUGGUUUCCCUAGAGUCAUCUCUAUUUGUCCCGGUAUCUCAUCCAUAUAUCUACCGAGCUGUAUUUGUAGACGGAAGAGUCCACGCGCCGAGCUUUCUCUCUCAUCUAGUAGGCUUCACAUUAAAACUGCGAAACCUAGGCAUCCAUGACCACGGCCUCAUCCGAGAACUAAGCGCUCCCCUCGUUGGCAGUCUCGUCGGUGGCGAGGGUCAUUCCCGCCUUCACGACGAAGAGAAUAUAUACUAGUACGCCAACUUAUCUCCUCCCAGUCAAAAUGUGCCAAAGCUAACAUACAAAACCCUCAGUACGGCCGUCCAAUUCGCCCUAGAGACAUCUACCAUCAAUUCACCACCCCCCUUGCACAUCCAACGACACAAUCUCACAGCGACGCCAAACCCUUACAUCCUCCCGUUCGCACUACGCGGUCUUCUCGAAGAGGACUAUGUACGCCACGAACUACACGAAGAAAGCCUUGAAUUGCUCAAACAAUUCGACGAGUGGAAACCAGCGACUAAAGUCCUUAGAGAUGUCAAGUUUCGGUUAGAAGGUAUUCGAUCAAAACUUUGAGAUUUGUUGCUUGUAUCUAGAUCUUUUUCCCCCUCUAUUAUUUGUGGUUAGAAUAUGGGCCACCUAUUCUGAGUUUAUUAUCUUAUUAUAUCUAUCCGCA